This is a messenger RNA of Drosophila rhopaloa, 942 nucleotides long. RefSeq names its product ras-related protein Rab-5A-like. Bases 211 to 765 code for a protein of 184 amino acids. Gene Ontology annotation, molecular function: GTP binding; GTPase activity. The transcript is spliced from 4 exons. The record is from RefSeq and is a predicted model, not a curated record. NCBI's taxonomy places the organism in Eukaryota, Metazoa, Arthropoda, Insecta, Diptera, Drosophilidae.
AAAUGAUAAAUAAGGUAUAUUUAUGGUUUGAACAAUCAAUAAGGAGUUAGUUUCUCUGCCGAGUUUAAUAGCUAGUUGAGUUUCAAACUAAAAAUAUGUUGGAUGAUGAUUUAAUAGUCAUCAAGCCUGUAGGGCGAGCUAUAAAUUCUCAAUGGUGGAUUCGCUUAAUUAGUCAAGUGUCGAAGCUCUUUCAAAUAGGUUCGCUUAAAUAUGGAGCCCGUCUUUUGUUUUGAAGUGGUCCUUUUAGGUAAUUCCAACGUUGGCAAAUCAUCUCUUCUGUCGUGCUACGUAAAUGGCAUAAAUCCUAAACAAAUCCAACACACUGCGGGAGUGGAGUUCCUGGUAAAAACUAUUGCCGAACCAUGCGGAAAUAUCAGACUAAAGAUUUGGGAUACUGCGGGUCUUGAACGAUAUAAGCAUAUAGUGCAAAGUCUCUAUACAAACCAUGAUGGUGCCCUGCUGGUAUACGACAUUCACGAUCGGAAGAGCUACAAUGAUGUUUUAAAUUGGGCUAAGGAACUCAAUGAUUGGACCCAGAAACCAAGGAAAGUUAUAGCUUUAGUGGGCAACAAGGCUGAUUUAUCUGCUAAUAGAGUUGUGUCCACCGAAGAGGCAGAAAAAUAUGCCGAGAGAAACGGAUUAAUCUUCUGGGAAACAUCCGCAACCACCGACUUAAAUGUCAGCAAAUGCUUUUUGGAAGUUGCUAUUGCUAUUAGAAAUGCAAAAACAUUACUCAAGCACAAUCGUUCAUCUUGGUAUUUGUAAUUUUGUGAAUAAUAAUAUAAGGAAUGUCAAACAGCUCUUAUUUGUUACUCAUCUCAAUAUUAACUUAUUUAGAUAUAAAACAAAAAUAAAAUUAGAAUAAUUUGGUGUCUGUCGAUAGAUUUUUGUUAAAUAAGUUGUUACGUUAUACCUUGAUUGCUAAAGCUUAGCCCAAAACUU